This is a messenger RNA of Pecten maximus, 7408 nucleotides long. RefSeq names its product receptor-type tyrosine-protein phosphatase eta-like. Gene Ontology annotation, biological process: protein dephosphorylation. Bases 887 to 3775 code for a protein of 962 amino acids. The record is from RefSeq and is a predicted model, not a curated record. The transcript is spliced from 24 exons. Lineage: Eukaryota; Metazoa; Mollusca; Bivalvia; Pectinida; Pectinidae. Gene Ontology annotation, molecular function: protein binding; protein tyrosine phosphatase activity.
UGUUCUGCACACACAUAUUUAAUAUUAUAUAUACACUUACAUCAAAAACACAAAAUUAACUCGAUUUCAAAAAUGACGCCGGAGACGAAGGUCAUCGUGUUGGUGUGUUUCAUCUUGAAGACGUGGCUCACGUCGUGUCAGGAAACAACGCCAGACGAUGUCACACUUCCUGUUACAGUUCUAUCGACAACGUUACCACCUGCAACAACGACAAAUCCACCGCCCACAACCUCGACAACAACACCAUCAACAACGACGACGGCACAACCACCAGCCACGUCAACAACAAUGCCGCCCACAACAACGACACAGCCACCACCCACAACAACGACACAGCCACCACCAACAUCAACACCAAUGCCAUCCACAACAACGACACGACCACCACCAACAUCAACACCAAUGCCAUCCAGAACAACGACACAACCACCAACCACAUCAACAACGAUGCCGUUCACAACAACAAAACAGCCACAACCCACAUCAACAACAACAAAGCAAUCUACCACGACGACACAAACUUCUACAACAACCAACCAACCCAAAACAACUACAACAAAAGCACCCGUUACAGAGGUUAAUUGUGUUUAUAAAGGUAACCUGUCUAGUACCGAUAAUCAGACUUCCUCAGAAUCUGUCUGUGUUUGCCCUGACGAGUUCAUCUCAAUAGCAAACCAAACGUGUGCAAAAGAGACCGAUUUGAAGCCGAUGGAUAUAAAAUUUUACCAGACUGAGUUUCUCAUCAACGUGUCAUGGACAUACAAGGUAUUAUUCUCGCGGAACAUCUCCUCCCAGGUAACUACGGAUACGGGAAGAAAUUCGUCCCCGUUGCAGACUGUCCCUGACACACCAUGCUUUACAUUCAUCAGUACCAGGCAAAAAGGUUAUGAUAACAAUUACUCCAAUUGUGAAUCGCAAUUUGAUAGAAUCAUCUGCUGUGUAUAAAACUACAUCAUUUAAACCAGCCAAGCCCGGUCAACUAGUGCCUCCUACUGGAGGAUAUAUUGCACCAAACACAACACUGCAAUGGAAUCAGUCCAUCGGGUCUGUUGACAAAUACCGGAUCCGUUUGACACCACUUUGUCCAAGAGGAGAAGAUUCUAUGGAAUACACGUCCAACAUAACCGACGUGUUUGUAACCAAUUUGCAGCAUGGACGCAAAUACCGCUUGGAAAUAACAGCAAUGAGUGGCGACGUUUAUAGCGAUUCCAGAACCAUUGAGAAUUUCACCACAAUCGACAUAGUACCGGAUCCCCCUCAAAACGUGACUUUAAUACCGCCAAUCAACACCACAAGUGUUGGCAUCGCCAUUGACCCCGACACGGCUGUGGAAUGUACGACCUUGAAUUAUACAUUCAAUGCGUCGGUCAGAGUGUAUAGUGAUCAGAAUUACGAAGCAUUUGCGUUAGAAAGCACUUUUGCAAACCAGUCAACUUACAUCCUCAAUAGACUCUAUCCAGGCGCAAUGUACAUUGUGUGGAUAUUUUCCAAAAAUCGCAAUUUUGCCAGUAAAAACCCCUUCAAACUACCAUUCAAGACAGCAGAAACUGAUCCCGGAGCGGUCCAAAACGUCAAUAUCAGUACCAAAAACACAUCUAUCUCUGUAAGUUUUGACCGCCCGAAUCGACCAAAUGGUGAAAUAACCAGCUACGUCCUCGGAGUAUCACCCACGCCAUGUCCAGUACUGAAAAUGAACCGCGCUGCCGAUAUUGAUUGCGAAAGCGUGCAAUCCUCCUUAUUUCAGGGGCAUACUGGAAAGAAGGGAAAUUGUUUGUGUAUCAUAAAAACAUACACUACUCCUCUGCAGUUUGACAUUGCGAAUUUAUUGCCAUAUACGAGCUACAUGUUGAUAAUACAGGCUAAUAACUCCGCUGGCCUUGGUGAUCCUGUAUCUACAAACGCAACAACAGCCAUAGGAGCACCUCAUAUUCCUGGAAACGUACACGUAGCCAAAAACAGCAUCAAGUCAGAAGAAGUGACCGUUCAGUGGACAUACGGGUAUUACACUGGGCCCACAACGUUUAGUCUUGAGAUAACGGACAAAAUAUGGUCAAAGAAGACUACACAGAACUGUAUAUCAAAACUGUCGCCGACAAAUCGCAGUUGUACAGCUGUUGACUUAAGGCCAUAUUGGAAAUACAGCUUUGUUGUUAUUGCCAAAACAAACAUAUCUGCUGCAAGGUCCAUCUCUUCUGAGACAAUCACUACUUUGGAUGCUCGACCUGGUCGUGUACAGAAUCUGACCAACAAGAAAAAAGCCGGAGAUGACUGUACAGAGGAUAUAUACGGUGUGAAAUGGACUGAACCGAGCCUACAGGACCGACAUGGAAACAUAAUACAAUAUAACAUUUCCGCAGGACGUUAUUCAAUGACUAAAACAAUUACAAACACCGGUAACCAUCAAAAUACUAGAAAGCAGUUUGAAGUUUUCUUUGCAAAGACAGGAAGCGGGAGUCAGAAUUUAACCGUGUCGGUCGUAACUGUCACCGAAACAGGACGCACAUCAGACAAAAGGAUUGUCAGUAUACAUAUACCCCCAUGUUCACCUGGGAUAUCAGGUGGUAUGGUCGCUGUGAUCAUACUUGUGGUGAUAUGUAUGGCAGCGAUAAUAAUCUUUACGGCGUUACUCUACAAAUGGAAUCUGCUUCCAUGUCUUAAUAAAACCCGUUCUAUGACGAUCACAGGGAUAUCAACAAGUCCCAGCCGUCACAUCAAACGAGAACGACCGUUUGUUUUGGGAAGCAUUAAGCAGUUGGUUGACCGAAUGAAGAAAGACAGUUUACGAUUGUUCAUGAUGGAAUGGGAUGAUCUUAACUCACUGAGUCCGGAGUAUCCAACCGAAGUAGCCAAAAUGGCGACUAAUGUCCCAAAAAAUCGCUAUAACAACAUACUUCCCUUUGACCGGUCCAGAGUUAAAUUAUGUGGAGGCGGAAAUGAUUAUAUCAAUGCUAAUUAUAUUCCCGGAUUCAAGUUUGAAAGAGAGUAUAUAGCCUGCCAGGGCCCUCUUCCCGGUACCAUUGCGGACUUUUGGCAAAUGGUUUGGGAGCAAGAUGUACCUAUAAUCGUCAUGCUCACUGGAUGCACUGAGGGCAAUACUGUUAAAUGUGAACAGUACUGGCCAGAAGAACUGGAUGAACCUGAAAUCUAUGGAACAGUUGAGGUAACACGGACAGUCUCAGAGCACAACAAUGACUAUGUCUACUCCGAGUUUACAAUUGCAUCUGAAGAGCACGAGAAAUCCAUCAAGCAUUUCCACUUUCUUGAAUGGCCUGAUUUUAGCGCUGAUUUGGACUGCGACGCGUUCCUGAAUUUUUUGUUCAGAGUAAAAAGUGAAAUUCACGAUGACCUUGUAGGACCAAUCGUUGUACAUUGCAGUGCUGGAGUCGGUAGGACAGGAACUUACCUCGCCAUUGACUACCUAACAGAGUUUGUCAAGACCCACAACCUGUCAGAGGAAUUUGAUAUAUUUCAACUUGUACUGAAAAUUAGACAACAUCGAACUAAAAUGGUGCAAGCAAAGGAACAAUACAUUUUCAUUCACGAGUGUCUACGAGAGUUGGUGAAACGCCAGAUGACGGUGGAAAACCUCAGCAAUGACGGACUGCAGAUGCCAAGUGAGGAAGAAUAUAGUGAACAGCUUUUUGGUGCGUCUAACGGGUCGAUUGAUUCGUGUCAUCCUGAGGACAAACUGAUGAUUGAAGAAGACGACAACAAUGACGUAGAAGAUGGCAACUUUGGGGGGUACGAAAACCCAAGCAUGACAACAGAGUUGUGAUGACGUUGAGCCACUUAUUUUUCAUCAACCAACAUGCAUUUUUUCCUGAUGUGACUUGAUAUAUUUGAUAUCGGUGUAUUUUGAAUUAAACAACAUAUACUGCUAAAGGACGACAACUCCUGAAGAAUAAUUUUUUUUAACAGAUUUUAAUAAAUUGAUGUUUAAAAAUGUUUUUCCUGUUUAUCAGGGCAGUAUAAAAUGAAAGUUGACGCAUAAAAUAUGGAUACAAAAUGCAAGCGUUUUAGGUAUCUGAUACCGAGAAGUAAUGUCAUGUACAAAUGAUGCUAUACUCUUAUUAUUUUUAUAGUAAUAUAUUGCAACCUUUAUAGAUUUAUAGACAGUGUUCAGUAGAACUAACUUAUAAAGAUCUUCCAUUUAUGUUCAGAAUGUAAUUGUAUGAAAACAUGAUUCUCGUAAACCACUACAUCGAUUAUACAAUUAUAAUUAUUUAAUUAUUCUGUCACCAUUAUCAAUGUGUUCAUAAGUGAUUCUUUUAUGUAAAAUCAUAUCCGUGUUGAUAAUUAGAUGAACAUUUUAUUUAGUAUUAUGUCCGUGUUUGUAAUGAUCCAGCCUUCAUUAAUGGACCUGUGAUGAGUUUCAUAUGGUGUUAUAUCGACCUUGUAGAAAUAUAUUUGAGUUCAUAAUUAUGAAAUAUAUCGAUCUUCACAUGAUAUAUCUUAUCAAAUGUACAGGGAUUACCUUUAUGUGCGUAUUAUGAAAAAAAUUUUGAUACACAUUUUAAGAUGAUGUACAAGAAAUUAAUUUUCGAAACAGGUGAAGUUAGAUAAUUUAGAAUUGAUUGUUAUGGCAAUAAACUGACAAAAAAAAGAAGAAAUGACAUAUACUAUAUCUAUGCAAACAUGACGUAAACUAUAACUAUAUUAAACAGUUGUCCAAGUAUAUAAAUAAUUGUUGUAUAAAACUAACUAUAAUUUGUCAUCAUAUUCUGUCUUUUUACACGCAAAUUCAUCAAUAAUCCUUGAAUUUAAUGACAGCUCCUCAACUAAGAUUUCCCAAUGAACCCACAGCUAAAAUACAUAGUCGUUGUAAUAGUUAGAAAAAUUGAACAUCAACCCCUGUUUGAUAGAGUUUUAUCAUUUUCUUGAUAUGUCUACACUUUAUAUAAUAUCUAAAGGCGUUAUCCGUUUGCAUGUUCCCUGUAAAUUCCAUAACUGUAUCUAAUAAAAACUACCCUCAGGCAAAGGUUGUUUGCUUCAUGUAGAAUGACAACAUUUUUUAUCAUCUGUUAUAGUACUUUUUGUGUAUAUCUCUAAACACAAUAUAUACAGUCCAAUAUAUAAUAUAUGACAUAUUGUGUGUCUUUUGUUAAAACCUGGAUGCUUUACUUCUAUGUAUACGUCAGAUACUUAUGUGAUUCACAUUUUUUAGACUAUGAAUUUGUCUGUGUUAGGAAUAGCAAAAUGUUUUCUUAUGUAAAAUUCUUCUGUAUAGUGGCUAUGAAUUUCAUAAUAAUUACACAAUUAUAUAGACAUACUUUAUUCAUAUUCUUUGUCAUAUCAUUUCAUCAAUUUGACACAGCAUAGUUUACCGAAAUAAAUACCAAUCAAGCAAAAUGUCCACAAAUGUAAUGUCUGUUAAGUAUGUAUUCAGAGGUAACAGAAUGUAGACUAUAACUAUAUGUAUAUAACAAUAAAUGUAGUAUUAUGUAUCUUCCCAAAAUAUAGAGUUCAGUUAGUUGCUAUUUAUUUAUUAAUAACUAUUAUAUAAGGUAGCUAGUUACCAUUUAAAAAGCACUACAUAGGCACUUGGGCAUCUGAAGGAUACAUGAUAUCGACCUUAGCUUCGCAAACGUGUCAAUGUUAAAAUAUGCAAUUCUUUUAGAUAUAAUACACUUGGGUAGUUUUUGAUAAAAUUGUUGGAAUGAAUAUGAUAGAAUGAUAAUAAAAAAUAAGCAUGUGUUCAGUGGAAGGUUUACUAAAGUCUAUGCAUUUCUGUCGAUAAGUGUUGAUUUUUAUAUAUUCAUUGGAGGAAGCAUGUAGUUUUUACAUUCUACGCGUAUGUUAUCACGACACAGCAUAGCCUUUUUACAUUCCACGACGUAUAUAGUUGCAACACAGCAUGUAGUUUUAACAUUUUACUACACAUGACUCAAAAUCAAUAUGUCAUCAAACACGUCACACAAAAUCAACAUGUCAUCAAACACGUCACACAAAAUCAACAUGUCAUCAAACACGUCACACAAAAUCAACAUGUCAUCAUACACGUCACACAAAAUCAACAUGUCAUCAAACACGUCACACAAAAUCAACAUGUCAUCAUACACGUCACACAAAAUCAACAUGUCAUCAUACACGUCACACAAAACCAGCAUGUCAUCAUUUACGUCACAAAAUCAACAUGUCAUCAUACACGUCACACAAAACCAACAUGUCAUCAUACACGUCACACAAAACCAACAUGUCAUCAUACAAGUCACACAAAACCAACAUGUCAUCAUACACGUCCCAUAAAAUCAACAUGUCAUCAUUUACGUCACAAAAUCAGUCAUGUGUAUACAUUCAAAAUAUAAAUAUAUUUGUGGUGGAUAAAAAAUGACAAAAGAAACUGUAUUAUGUAUGUUCCGAAAACAAAGAAUGCUUUCCAUCUAUUAUAGCUAAUUUCCUUAGCUAAUAAUAUUUUAUGGCAGCUGUUUCAAGAAUGUACCGAAACCAUGCGAUACAUGUUAACAGAUUUUGUCUCUGUGAUUAGUCUAACUCUCUUAACAGGAUAAGUAAUAUGCAGUUUGGUAGUAAAACAACAUGGAACUUAUAUUGAUCUUUGCGCCCAAUUGUUACGUAACAGUGUAUUGUUUGCAUCUUGAACAACUUUAUCGAUAUAUUAUGAUAUUGUAUGAUGAAUUUCGUUUUUCUGUUACCACUAUAAAAAAAUCUAGUCACACAUGUUCAUUUUUUUUAUUGUAAAUACAACAUUCUCAUUUUCAUUCAAUAUUCCUUUUUAUAAACAUAUCGAGUAAACAUCUUAAAGAAACACACAAUUUGUCCCUAGAUUAUUUUGCAUUGUUUUGAAUAAUGUAUUAAUAAUUCAGAACAGGUUAAACGUGUCAUACAAAUAAACCACUGACUGACUUUUCGAAUAAAAAUGGUCCGAAUUUUAUCGUCACAAUGUAAUAGUAAUGGAGAUUAUGAAUGACGUGUCAUGGAAUUCAAAUAAUGACUAGAAACCCACAAUGAUUGUCUAUUACGGUUUGUCCAUUGUUGGUUUAGUAACCAUUGAAAACACUAACGUGAUUAGUGCUCCACAAAACAUUUUGUUUAAAAUGAAUCAUAAACCAUAGAAAUAUACAUAGAAACACUAAUUAUACGUUUUUUUAAAUAAGAAAAAAAUGUUUAGGCUGAAAUUAUUUUUCAACAGCAGUAGUUUGUAAACUAGGACUGAAAAGUAUCUUUCAGCUAUUGUUUGCAGGUAAAGCAAGGGACGUAACUCGCUUUCAAUGACUUAGUGUCUUAAAUACAGAAUGGACUCUUAGCAAUUUAGUCAAUUAAGUCUUUUAUGCUAUGAAAUCGACCAGAAAUGUCUAAUGUUUUCUUUACUUUUAUUUCCGUAAUACUGUUUAAUUUAUAAGAUAUAUGUAUGUUACUAUAUUUAUUUUUUUAAUAAAAACAUAUACUAGUC